Molecule: messenger RNA, 6264 nt
Organism: Vanessa tameamea
Lineage: Eukaryota; Metazoa; Arthropoda; Insecta; Lepidoptera; Nymphalidae
Gene: Pcf11
Product: Pcf11 cleavage and polyadenylation factor subunit
Exons: 16
Coding region: 267-5150 (1627 amino acids)
Biological process (GO): termination of RNA polymerase II transcription
Cellular component (GO): cytoplasm; mRNA cleavage factor complex
Molecular function (GO): RNA polymerase II complex binding; mRNA binding
Source: RefSeq, a predicted model, not a curated record
CAAAACGGGCAGAACAGACAGACGCCAUCUUGAUUCAGAAAUUACAUCUUGCACGCAGUUACAUCGAAAUUUUCAAAUUAAUUCAUUAUAAAAAUAUGUUUUCAAACGUGAUUUAAUCCUUAAAAUGAGUAUAUCUUUCUGUACGUGAGUUUACUCAAUAAAUUGUGCAACCUCAGUUGUCUCUAAGUCAUUAUCUACGAUAACCAAUGUGUUUAUGAAGAUAUAGUUUGGUAUGAUAGUCCAUGCUACAGUAGUAGCUGUGAAACAUGGCAAAGGAAAUAGCGGAAGAGUACGCGUCCAGCUUGGCGGAUCUGACCGUCAACAGCAAACCUCUGAUAAACAUGCUCACAAUACUCGCAGAAGAGAAUAUAGAGCACGCAGGGGUUAUCGUUGAAACCGUGGAGAAACAUUUGGAGAAGGUGCCUCCCGACAUCAAGCUGCCAGUUCUCUAUUUAGUUGAUUCCAUUAUCAAGAAUGUUGGAGGUGCAUACACUCAGAAGUUCUCCCAGAUCAUCGUUAACAUCUUCACUAAGACAUUCAAACAGGUAGAUGAAAAAGUACGUUCACAGAUGUUCAAACUUCGUGAGACUUGGCAUGAGGUGUUUCCGUCAAUGAAGUUGUAUCAGCUGGACGUUAAAGUGAAUCUAAUUGAUCCCGCUUGGCCGAUUCAAGCUCAACCCCAACAGUCUAACAUCCAUGUAAAUCCAAAUUUUCUGAAAAAGGCGGCGCCCACGACGAGCGCGGCGCCGCUGUCGGCGGACGAGGAGCGCAUGCGCAGCGUGCUCGCCAAGAAGGAGCAGGAGCUGCUCAUGCUGCAGAGGAAGAAGGUCGAGAUGGAACUCGAGCAGACCCGGCGGCAACUGCAGCUGGCGGAGAAGAAUUCUAAAAUGCCUGUCGCGCCACCCGUGCGCCCCACGCCCACGCCCACUCCGACGCCCGCGCCGGCCGUCACCGCCGCGCCCACGCCCACGCCUGCCCCCACGCCCGACCCUCCGCUAUCCGUCAAACAGAGGCUCGGACCGCCCGUGCACCGGCCGGCGAGCCGCAUCGCGCCCGUGAGCGGCGCGCUGGCGGGCGCGCGGCGCGACCCGCGCCUGGCGCGCCGCCCGCCCGCGCCGCCCGCGCGCCCCGCGCCCGCCGCGCCCGCCGCGCCCGCCAUCGCGCCCCACGUGUUCGACAUCAAGCCGCUCGAGCGCGACGUCACCGUCACCAAGCGCAAGAACGUCAUCACCAUCGACGUGCGCGGCGACGCGGCGCGCGCGCGGCGCCGGCCCGCCGCGCCCGACGCCGCGCUGGACGCGUACGUGGAGCGCCUGCGCCCGCCCGCGCGCCUGCCGCCCAUCCCCAAGCUGAGCCGCAAGGAGCCGGAGCGCAAGAAGCGGCGCGACGCGGCCGACGCGGGCGACGCGGGCGCGGGGGCGGCGGCGGCGGCGGCGGCGGCCGAGAAGCGCGCGCGGCGCGGGCGCGAGCGCAAGCCCAAGGCGCGCGCGCGGCCGCCCGAGCUCGUGGCCUUCAAGGAGCUGCGCAACUACCACAAGGAGCGCUACAUGCGCCGCAAUAAGGAGAAGUCGGAGAGCCCCGAGAGAUCGGACGGGAUCCCGGCCGAGCCCGUCGGAGAGCCCGCAAAUCCACCAGAGGUAGUUCCAGAGAAUAAAGAUAUCGAUCUACGGGUAUUGCACCCCGUUAUUACAGAAAAAUCUGCACCUAUUGCUCAGAAAAGAUCGUCUACUGAGGCACUAGAGGGAAAAGUUAAGAAAAAUAAACAUGAAAAGUUUGAUAUUCUCUUUGGAAACGAAGACGUAGAUCUUCGUAAAUUACCUCAAGUAGAGGAAGUAAGCGCUCCUCCGCCGCCAUCAAUAACCGAGAAUAACUCAAAUUCGACGAACAAGUUAGACCCUGAAGACGAAGAAGACGAUAUAAUUUCUCCUAUUAGAUCACCGAGGAAAGAUUGGCAGGAAGUAAAAGAAAAAGAGGAAACAAAGAAAACUCCAUCAAAAUUGGAUCUCGUUAGAGCGAAGUUAGCAGAAGCUACAAAGGGGAAGGAUGGUCUUGGGCGACCUUUAUUAUUCAGUAAAUCACCAAGUGUAGAAAAAGAACGACGUCGUACAUUUAGUUCAGAAGAACCGGACGCAAGAACCGAUAACGUAGAAGAUUUUGAUGCAGAAGAUCAUAAAAAAACAAUAUCUAUAAUUAUGAAUCAGGCUAAAGAACAAUUUAGCGACGGUGAGCUAGACAAGAACCAAUAUAAUGCAUUAAUGUAUCAAGUUCUUCAACUCAAUGAAAAGUUAAAGCUUAAAGAAGCUAAGCAAAGAGAAUCUUUGGAAGUAUCUAAGAGAAAACUGAAAGCACAUAUACAGGAAGAAAAUAAAGUCUCCUCUCCAAGAAGUUCACCAUCAGAAAGAAAUAAUUAUGGGGAUAUUGAUGAAAGAAUAACACCGGCUCCGUUUAUGGAUACUGCGCCAGAAAAUCAAAAUCAUCAACGUCAAGAUUCAGAUAUGAGGAUGCACAACGGGGACCAUAUGGAUGGUGGCAAUUCUAUGUUUCCUUUACCGCCUAUGAUGCCUAUGUUUAUGGGACCCUACCCAAGAUGGAGAGGACAGCCCAGGCCAAGAAUAGAAGAGUUCGGAAUGCGUCGUUUCAGAGGUCCGGUUCCUCCAUACUUUAGAGGAAAAUUUGAUAAAAGAGGACCACGCCCACCUUUUGAACCGAGAAUGCCUCUUCUUCCGACUCCAAAAGUAGGCAUGUGUCAGGGAGAUUCUCCACUUCAGCCUUACGAGAGAUCAACGUCGCCACCUCCACUCGGCGCCCCAGGAUACAAUCUCCCACCUACUGAUUUUAAAAUUUUAGAAUACAUUGAUCAAGAUCCUGUUAAAACGAUACAAAUUGACAAUAUUCCUCGAGAAAUUCGAUUUUACGGUGAAACUGCAAUUAUUAUGUUGGAUUGGGAUGACCCACGUGAAAUAAAGUUCUUGCCAGGCUCCAGGAGAGUUACCUUUGAUAAUAAAGACUCGGUUGUUUUAUCUUUUAACGAAGGCUACAAACAAGUUGAAAUUGAUGAUCAAGUUUUCGAUAUUCGGUUCGGAGCCCCUACCAGAGAAUUAUAUAUAAAUGGUCGAUGGUACGAAUGUUUCUUUGGUGGUCAGCCUUUAGGAGUGAUAAUUGACGGUAAGCCUCGCUUAAUACAUCUGGAGGGACCUUUGCCUAAAGUAGACAUUGGUAAAACUAAGCGAACUGAAUUAGUAGCUGGAAAAAUUAAUCUAAUUGUGAACGCAACUAAUAUUUGUCCUGUAUAUUUGGAUGCAAAAGUACAAAAGUUUCACGUCAAUGGUCAAUUCUUUACAAUUCGCUUCGUCGAUUCGCUGCGUACUGUUCUUAUUAAUGAGCAGCCAUUUAAAGUUGACUUUGGUGAUCUCCCAAAACCAAUAUUCGUUGGAGGGGAAAAAUACUUCGUGCGUUUUUCUGCUUUGCCUAAGAACAUUAAGCCUGGUCAAAUAGAGAUUGUAGAUAUGGAGGGUACUGUUCUACCAAUCAGAAAAGAACCCGCUGUGACGCAAGAAAACGAAGAUGAUACACAGGAAGUGAAAGUAGAAGAACCAUUAGAAACAUCUCAAGAAUCGCCCAGUCCUGAAGUUGAAAUUAAAGGUCUCGACAUGUUAGCCAGUUUAAUGCCGACCAGUAUGGCACCAGCAUCCAGUUCCGAAUACAGCUCCGCGGAGCCGUUAUUCGCCAAGUCGGAUAGCAAAAUUCCGGGUCUCGAAUCGACCCCAGAAGAAAAACCGGCUAAUUCCUUACCACUGCUCGGGACGAUCAACGUCAACGAUCUAUAUGCCAAGCUGGUAGCCACCGGCAUAGUCCCGAUGUUGAACGACGCCAAACCGGAGACGAAGCACGAAAAGACCGAGGAUGUCAAACCUAAACCUAAGGAAGACAAAAAUGUCAUCCACAGAGUCGACUUACUCAAAUCUGAAACACUGAGAGUCAAGCAGAGCGGCAUCGUGGCCAAGCUGUACGGCGGCAUGCAGUGCAGCGGCUGCGGCGCGCGCUUCCCGCCCGAGCACACCGUGCGCUACUCGCAGCACCUGGACUGGCACUUCCGCCAGAACCGCCGCGAGCGGGACUCCGCGCGCCGCGCGCACUCGCGCCACUGGCACUACGACCUGUCCGACUGGCUGCAGUACGAGGAGCUGGAGGACCUGGAGGAGAGAGAGAAGAGCUGGUUCGAGACGGGCGCGGCGGAGGACGGCGAGGGCGCGGGCGAGGCGGAGGAGAGCCCCAGCGUGGCGGCCGGCGCGCCGCAGCACCACUGCGCGCUGUGCGGGGACCGCUUCCAGCAGUUCUACAACGAGGACAAGGAGGAGUGGCAUCUGCGGAACUCCGUGCGCCACGACCUGCUCUACUACCACCCGCUGUGUCUGCAGGACUAUAAGGCAUCUCUAACAAAGGAGGAACCGCCUAAGGAAGAAAUACCAAUGGAAACUUCCAUGGAAGAAGAUAAAACGAUUGAGGCCAUCGAGAUAAAGGACGACGAUGUGAGAGUAGACGAUGCGGAUGAGUCCGACUGCGAGUCUGUUGUCGAGGUCGUUGAGCCGGAGGUUGAGCAGACGGAACCUCUUGAGAUCGACGAGGGCGAUGAAGACGAUGUAGUGCUAAAGGCAGAGCCUGUGGAACAAGUUGUUGUUGAGGACGUGGAUACGGACGACGAGACCGCCGCAGAGCGAGCCAGCCGUGACCAAAAGGCGGAGGUUGAUUUUGCUAAUAUCAAGAUCAAACAGGAACCUGUUGAUCCCGAUGACGAACCAAUAAUUACAGCAGAGGUUGAAAGCAUAAUGCCGCCGACAAUCGAUACUGCGCCUCACAACACGGUGAUGUCAUCGAUCGACGGCAAUAUGCAACUCGAAGACGCCACUUCCGCGCCGGUUUUUCCACUCGGAGGGAUCCGCAUCAACAUUUCAAAAUCUAUACCAUCAUUUGUCAAUAAUCAGGAAGAAAAAAUACUGGAGGACGUAAGUGUAGAUGAUGAACCCUUACCUCCUGGUGAGGAACCAGAGUUGGAAUACAAAUUGAAACCGUCACUCGAAGGCGUACAUUUGAGUCGGCAGCCGCCAGUGCAGAAAGGUAGUGAAUUGUCAGGGUUGUGCUCCAUUAUGUAAAUGAAAAGUGUUCUGUAGUAAAGUGAUUGUAAUUAACUAGAAAGUGAGUGAACUCAUGUGGACUGAGAAUAGUGUGUGUUAUGAGGAUUUGCGACAAAGGAAUUGAUGUUAACUAUGUCACUGCCUAAGAUUGUUUACUUGAUUAGGGUACAAUGUUUGAAGAUUAGAAAAAUGUUGGGACUUGUUUUGAUCCAUUUGUUUAAUUUCUUAGCUUUUGAUGUUGAAAUAUUGAAAAAAAAACAUAAUUAACUUGAUUUUCAAAUGUUUGAAUCUAAUUACAUGUAUAACAAUAUGUAAUUAGAUUCAAAUGAAAAUAUGCUCAAAAAAAAAACAACAUUUACUCAGUAGUACUUUGGUGGACAUAAGAUAUAGUAAUUUAAUUAUUAUGAAUAAUAUUGAUUAUAUUAUAAUUUAUCUUCAAAACUUAGUUUCCUAAACUAAAUAAAUUAGCUUCUCUUUUAUAGUAAGUAGCAUUUCCCAACUAUCUACUAAAUAAAAAUUUAAUAUUGAACCUUAAAACCUUUAUCUUACUCUUUAAUAGUAAAUAGAGUUUCGUACAUUAUUAAUGUAACUUUACGAUUUUAAAAUAUUGUCCACUAAUGCUGCUGAAAAAUGAAAACCCAAAAAUUUAAUUAAUUAAUUUGAUAAAUUGUAUGUACUUCUAACAUAUUGUAAGUAAACAAUUACCAUUAUGUUAAACAAUGUGAUAUUAAAAUUAAGAUAAUUACAUAUACAUUAUUAAAUGUGUGUGAAUCGUUUUCUUUUAUAAGACAAUGUGCUAUCACAGUUUAUAUUAAGAAUGUGUAAAUAGAUGUUGUAUAUAAUGUUUGUAUUUUGGUUGUGUAACUUAUGUAUAAAGUAUUUACAUUUGUAUGGUAUUAAGUUAGGUAAAGGAAUCUCUUGUUAUAGUUUUCCUUUAAAAAAAUCCAUUGAUUAAAAACAUGAAUGUGGGACACCACCGAAAAUAGCAUUCGAAUUUUUAAUAAAUUUCACAAAUAUGUGACUUGUUUUAUUUUAAUCAAAAAUAAAUUCUUUUCAUUUUCACAAGCCUUGUUUAUUUUUUUAAAUUUAAGUACCACUAUGUUUACUUUUCAAAUAAAGGUAAUUUUAUGAA